UAUAUCAUUUAUUCAUGAUGUAAAAUGUUGAUUACCGAUUCGUACAUUUAGCUCAUUGUUUUACGAAAUAAUGAAACGAAUCGAUUAAAAAAUGGCUUUCAAAACUUCUUUAUCGUGUGCCUGUAAUGUGUUUUUCAGACAUUUUAGUCGAACAACUCUAAAAUCGUCACCAAUAACUCAACCAAAAUUCCCUGGAGCAAAAACAUCAUGGACCGAGAAGCUCCAAUUCACAGAACCAUCUCAGUACACUCCAAUUCCAGUCUACAGGGUCAUGGAUAGAACUGGAAACAUUCUGGAUGCUACACAAGAACCUCAAAUCAAAGACGAAAUUUUACUUAAAAUGUAUAAAGAUAUGAGCGUUUUAAAUGUAAUGGAUAAAAUUCUUUACGAGUCUCAACGCCAGGGCAGAAUCUCAUUUUAUAUGACCAACUAUGGAGAAGAAGCCACGCAUAUUGGAAGUGCCGCUGCUUUGACUCUAGAUGAUUUAGUAUACGGACAAUAUAGAGAAGCUGGAGUUCUAAUGUAUCGAGGAUUUAGUUUACAGGAUUUUGUAGAUCAAUGCUACGGCAAUUCUGAUGAUAAAGGCCGAGGCAAGCAAAUGCCAGUACACUAUGGCAGUAAAGAUUUAAAUUUCGUCACUAUUUCUAGCCCUUUGACAACGCAAAUGCCACAAGCAGUUGGAUCGGCUUUUGCUUUAAAAGGCACCAACAAAGUUGUAGUAUGUUAUUUUGGAGAUGGGAGUGCUUCGGAAGGUGACGCACAUGCUGCCCUGAACUUUUCUGCUACUCUGGAAUGCCCAGUGAUAUUUUUUUGCAGGAAUAAUGGCUAUGCAAUAUCAACUCCAGUUAAUGAACAAUAUAGAGGCGAUGGUAUUGCUGGUAAAGGCGUUUCUUAUGGUAUUAAUACUUUAAGAGUUGAUGGUAAUGAUGUAUUAGCUGUUUAUAAUGUUACUAAAUUGGCCAAGGAGUAUGCUGUUAAAGAAAAUAAGCCUGUGUUAAUUGAAGCAAUGACUUAUAGGGUUGGAGAUCAUUCAACUUCAGACGAUAGUUCAGCUUAUAGAUCACCCAAAGAGGUAGCAGACUGGGCUACAAAUGAUUACCCGACCAAAAAGUUCAGAUAUUAUUUGGAAAGUAAAGGUUUGUGGAAUGGGGAUAAAGAAAAACAGUUGUUGGAGCAGACUAAGAAAGAUGUUAUGAGUGCUUUUAGUGUCGGAGAAAAGAAACUGAAGCCAAAGUGGACCGAAAUGUAUGAGGAUGUCUACAAGUUUUUGCCAGCUCAUAUUAGAAAACAACGAGAUUCAAUGGUUGAACACUUGAAAAAGUAUAAAGAACACUAUCCAAUUGAUUCUUUUCAGAAAUAGGGAAAUUUUAUCUGUUUUUAGUAAGGGUUGGGUCUUUUUUUAUCUUCUAUGUGUUUUAUACAAAUGACAAUGAUUUUGAAAAUUAUUUUUGUGUGUUAUUUACUAACAAAACCUAAGCUUCAAUAUAAAAAUUUAAAAAUAUA
Messenger RNA from Ceutorhynchus assimilis (cabbage seed weevil), 1503 nucleotides. The record is from the annotation of a GenBank genome assembly. NCBI's taxonomy places the organism in Eukaryota, Metazoa, Arthropoda, Insecta, Coleoptera, Curculionidae.